CGUCUCCUCUCAUCUUAAAGCAGUCGUUGUUUACUUAGACUUCCGGUAAAGGGAAAGGGGUUUUCAACGUUUGGUGUAAGCUAGGCUGAUCGAAAUGCCGAAGUUUUAUUGUGACUACUGUGACACUUACCUAACUCAUGACUCGCCCUCUGUGAGGAAAACACACUGCAGUGGCCGCAAACACAAAGAAAAUGUAAAAGACUAUUACCAGAAAUGGAUGGAAGAACAAGCACAGAGCCUCAUUGACAAAACAACUGCUGCCUUCCAACAAGGGAAGAUGCCCCCAACACCAUUCCCAGGAGCCCCACCUCCAGGGGGUGCCAUGAUCCCUCCACCAAACCUCCAUGGCCCACCACGUCCAGGGAUGCUACCAACACCCCAGAUGGGUGGUCCUCCAAUGAUGCCCAUGAUGGGUGGAAUGGGACCACCCCCACCUGGAAUGAUGGGUGGUCCAGGUAUGCGACCUCCAAUGGGUGGCCGAAUGCAGAUGAUGCCUGGACAUCACAUGAUGCGACCUCCCGGUCAUCCAAUGAUGAUGCGGCCAAUGAUGGCACGGCCAGACCGAUAAACUCUCCCCUCCUCCCUCAAACACACACUGUGGGUUUGUUCCACAUGAUCACUAAAUCUUAGGUUCUCACUUCUCCCCUAAAGUAAUUUGAUUAGGGAAAUCUAUGGUUGAUUAAGUUGGUCUAAAGCAUUUAAUGAAGUUGCUGACAAGUGCCAAGGUCCCUUAUAUUUAGCCACUUGAUCGUAGAAACAUUGUUAAUUUGAUGUCAAACUACCAAGUAGAUUUGAAGGUGAGUAAGAGAUUCCAUGGAACUAACCUUUUGGCAAAUCCCUCCCCACUCUACAUCUGUCUCUAGGACUUAACUUUACAUAAUACUUUUGGUCAUCUUGCCUUUGCUGUCCUCCCACCCAUUUUCCCUGGAUGGAUUUCAUUUUUGUUAUGCUACAGAUUUUAUAAUAAUCCCCUCUGCUUAUUCCAAUUUUCCCUGCCCAUCCUUGUUAGUUUGGUGUCUUGGCACAUGCUAAAGACAAAACAGGAACAUAUGAGGAGGUUGUUGAAUGUGUUUUUGUCAUUCACAUAGAGGUGUAUUAAGGUCUGUUUUUAGUUGGCAGUACCAUUCGGAUGAAGCAUUGUAUCAACUGUUUUUUUAAAAACAUUUUUAAAACAAUUUUUAUGAGCUGAUGCUAUUGACUGUGCAUUUAUUUUAUGACGGUCUAUUAAACGAAAAUGAUAACUUA
Oncorhynchus nerka (sockeye salmon) is the source of this 1245-nucleotide messenger RNA. RefSeq names its product U1 small nuclear ribonucleoprotein C-like. The record is from RefSeq and is a predicted model, not a curated record. Lineage: Eukaryota; Metazoa; Chordata; Actinopteri; Salmoniformes; Salmonidae. Gene Ontology annotation, cellular component: U1 snRNP; nucleus. The transcript has 6 exons. Bases 95 to 568 code for a protein of 157 amino acids. Gene Ontology annotation, biological process: mRNA splicing, via spliceosome; spliceosomal snRNP assembly; mRNA 5'-splice site recognition. Gene Ontology annotation, molecular function: zinc ion binding; pre-mRNA 5'-splice site binding.